GUGAGCACUUCCAUGGAGUAGCAGCAUUUUCCCUCUCUGCUGUCCUUGUAGGAGACUGGAAACAAGGUGCCACGAAGGGGGAGGAUCAAUACCAUCCAGGUCUGGGGUUUUGGUACCUGGCUUCUUCAAAAUACUGGACCAAGCUCCCUGAGAGCAGGCAGCUGUUUGUGAGCGGUCAUGCACAGGCCGGAGGGGUCGGCCGGGUCGCCUCUGGUGUCCACGAUGACCCUGUCCGUCCUGGCGCUCUCUGUCCUCUGCACCGGCGUGUCCAGCCUGCCACAGCCUCAGCCCAGAGUCUUCCUCUCCUUCGAAGACCUGCAGGCCUCUCAGUCCUUUGAACACUACAGUAUAUCCGACAAGGCCAUGGACUACAGGAUCCUGCAGAUGGACGAGGACCAGGACCGGAUGUAUGUGGGCUGCAAGGACCACGUCCUCUCCAUGGACAUCAACAACAUCACACAUGGCACGCUCAAGGUGUUUUGGCCGGCGUCUCCCAGUAAGAUCGAGGAAUGUCAAAUGGCAGGAAAGGAUCCUACGCACGGCUGCGGGAACUUCAUCCGCGUGGUGCAGCCGUACAACAGGACGCACGUGUUCAUGUGUGGAAGUGGAGCCUACAGCCCUGUCUGUGUUUACGUCAACAGGGGCCGCAGACCAGAGGAACAAGUUUUCCACAUCGAUUCCAAGACUGAAUCUGGAAAAGGGAGGUGCUCCUUCAACCCUCAAGUGAACACGGUCUCCGUCAUGCUCAACCAGGAGCUUUUCUCAGGCAUGUACAUCGACUUCAUGGGGACGGACGCUGCCAUCUUCAGGAGCCUGACCAAACGUAACGCCGUGCGCACGGACCAGCACAACUCCAAGUGGCUCAGUGAGCCGAUUUUCAUCGACGCCCACCUGAUCCCCGACGGGACCGACGCCAACGACGCCAAGUUGUAUUUCUUCUUCCGCGAGAGGCUGACGGACAACAACGGGAACACGAAGAACAUCCACACCAUGGUGGCCAGAGUUUGUCCGAGUGACAUCGGAGGACAGCGGAGUCUGGUCAACAAGUGGACCACGUUCCUCAAGGCCAGGAUGGUGUGUUCGGUUCUGGAGGAGGACGGCACCGAGACGCACUUCGAUGAACUUGAAAACGUGUUUUUGCUGGAAACCGAUCAGCCCAAGAGUCUGUUGGUGUUUGGAGUCUUCACGUCCACGAGCUCCGUGUUUAAAGGCUCGGCCGUGUGCGUGUACAACAUGGCCGACAUCCUCACCGUCUUCAACGGGCCCUUCGCUCAUCGAGAGGGGCCCAAUUUUCAGUGGGUGGCGUUCCAGGGCCGCAUCCCUUACCCACGUCCUGGGACUUGCCCCGGCGGAGCUUUCACGCCGGACAUCCAGACGACAAAGGAGUUCCCGGACGACGUGGUGACCUUCGUGCGAAACCACCCGGUCAUGUUUAACCCCAUCUACCCGGUGGGGCGCAGACCUCUGGUGGUCCGGACCAACGCCGACUACAGAUACACGUCGGUGGCCGUGGACCAGGUCAUGGCCGCUGACGGCAAUUACCACGUCCUGUUCCUGGGCACAGACAAAGGUACGAUACAGAAGGUGAUCGUCCUGCCAAGCAAUCACUCCCUGCAUGAAGAUCUAAUCCUGGAGGAGCUGGAAGUGUUUAAGAACCAGGCUCCUGUUACAAACCUGAGAAUCUCCCCCAAAAAACAGCAGCUGUACGUCAGCUCGGAGUUGGGGGUGUCGCAGGUCUCCCUGCACCGCUGUCACGCGUACGGCGCCGCCUGCGCCGACUGCUGCCUCGCCCGCGACCCGUACUGCGCCUGGGACGGCCUCAGCUGCUCGCGCUUCUACCCCAGCAGCAAAAGGAGAAGCAGACGACAGGACAUUAUGCACGGAAAUCCCCUCACACAGUGCAGGGGAUUCAAUCUUAAAGCCUACAGAAACGCAGUGGAGAUGACACAAUAUGGCGUGAAGAACAACACCACCUUCCUGGAGUGUCUUCCCAAGUCUCCCCAGGCCUCCAUUCGGUGGCUCAUUCAAAGAGACAACGACAGGAGGAAAGAGGUGAAGCUGAGCGACCGCGUCAUCUCCACGCCGCACGGCCUCCUGAUCCGCUCGGCUCAGCUCUCGGACCAGGGCCUGUACUACUGCCUGACCACGGAGAACGGCUUCAAACGCACCGUCGCCAAGAUCCGCCUGCGCGUGCUGAGCGAGGCCAUGGUGAGCGUGCUGACCGACAAGCAGCAGUCGCCCUGGGCCUGGGCCAGCUCUCUGCACCCCAAGGCCCUGUUGGCAGCCUUCAGUCCUGCAGAGAGCCUGGCUGUUCAGCAGUACUGCAAAGAGAGGAAGGAGCUCCAGAACCUGCAGCAGCGGCAGCAGCAGCAGCAGCAGCAGCAGCAGCAGCAGCCUCAGCCGCCCGGACCUCUCAGGGGGGACCUGGCCAAACUGAAGCCCCUGCUGGACCGGAGGAAGAGCCGCAACCGGCGCAAUCACCUCCCGGAGGUGUGACACGCGGGGGAUGUGUGUGUGU
This is a messenger RNA of Solea senegalensis (Senegalese sole), 2518 nucleotides long. It is a transcript of the gene sema3c, whose product is annotated as sema domain, immunoglobulin domain (Ig), short basic domain, secreted, (semaphorin) 3C. Gene Ontology annotation, biological process: axon guidance; negative regulation of axon extension involved in axon guidance; negative chemotaxis. Gene Ontology annotation, molecular function: chemorepellent activity; semaphorin receptor binding. Lineage: Eukaryota; Metazoa; Chordata; Actinopteri; Pleuronectiformes; Soleidae. The coding region runs from base 178 to 2496 and encodes 772 amino acids. The transcript is spliced from 18 exons. The record is from RefSeq and is a predicted model, not a curated record.